AUGGGAGGAGGGGGCAAGUGUCCCUCUCCUAACCCCACGCCCCCACUGCCCAGGGGACUUCGAGGUCACAGUGCUCAUGGGGUAUGUGCUUUGUUUGGCCUGGGCCAAUGACCACUGGGCCCUCCAGCAGCCUGCUGCCCGGCCCAGCCCAGCCCAACUCGCCCGGCCAAUGAUUGAUUUGUGGGGCUUUUCAGCAUUGCAUUCUUCCCCUCAGUUGCCAGGCUGAGCAUUCUUUUUCAGGAGCCCUUAUUAUUUAUUAAAGGGGGAGAAGACAAACGUGGUGUUGGGUCAUUGAACAUUAUGAAGGAGCUCAUCACUCAAGAGUUUCUUGGGUUCUGUUCCAUUGGAGGCAUUCAAUUUGAAACUCAAGAAAUAGCCUCCUUUAAAGCAACACAAGGAAACAAAGCAAAUGAUCGAUUUGACAACAAGCUCCUUUUGUUUCCACUCAGAGUUAAGGUUACGAGGGAGAGAGACUAGCCUGAGCUAUUCUUGAUACAUAGAACUCAUUCUGAUGUGUGAUGCAUUCCAAUGUACAGAAAAAGACCCAAGCACUACAUGACUUAGUCCCACUUAAAAUAGAGACAGAUCUGGGUGUCCCUCUUAUCUUAAUGGAUAGUUUCUGGUAUUUUCUGGGAUCCUACUUUUGACCUUUCAUAAAAUGUGGGCAGCAACCCAAGGCAGUGACCAUUUACAUGAAACCUCAACAGUUUGAUAUUUACUGCUUGCUUCCUAAACUGUUUCCUCUCAUUCCCAGCAUUAGGCCAUUCAUGGUUCAUUUGCAUAUGAAGUCAUGAAAGGAGCGGUCCUCCCCACCCACUCACCCUCCCAUGCUGAACCCUUCACUGCCCACUCUGUCCACAGCCCACGACACAGAUCUGCUGUCCCUCAUUUGAAUUAAUAGCAUGAAUCAAUAUCACUAUACCAAACAUUUGUCACAUCAUAGUAAUUAUCACUGAAUGAAAUGUUUCUGGAAAUUGGUUGAAAUUAAAUGUUAUGACUCUUGAUGAGCCCUCUGACAGGUCUGAUGACGUUGAACGCUUAAGUGGUUAAAUGUUCUGUUGGGUUCAGUACGGAACUGUUCAGAACUGUCAGUAUUAGGACCUUGAGGUCGAGGCCAAGGAUUUUUGUUGAAGUCAUAAAUAGAUGUCUCCUUCUUACUCUCUCUUGCAAUGCUAUUCAAAGAAAGCAUCCUUCAGUCCUACUGUUUAACACUUGCAGUAAUGUUAUUUGUCCUGUCACUUAUGACUCAUAAGGGUGGGAGUUUUAAAUACUCCCCUAUACUUUAAUUGAUAACUGUAGAUCUCCUUGUGGACAUACUGCCUGCUAGUGUUAUGAGUAGGGUCAAGAGUGUUUCCUGACCACAUGACCUGACCAGGACCAACUUCCAGUCCCUACCCAUUCAUGCGUAGUGAAGCUGCAGGCCUGGCCCAGGUCAUCUGCAGGAUUAGGGCCAGUGUUUCCACUCAAUUGCUCUGCAGAUCGCCUUAGACAAAGCUGCCAGAGCAGAUCCCUGACCAGCCACUCUGCAUCUGGCCUCAGUGCUCAUCCACCUUGUUCCAAUCAGGAGCGAGGAGAAGCCACACACGUAGCCAGGGCCUUGGAGUGGAUAGAACAUCUUCAGUGCUGUCUCCUGCUUGACCACUUACUGCGUUUGUCUACCACUGGGAACCAAGAGGCCUGGAGGAAAUUAGUGCUGCAGAGCAGAGCGCAGCAGCAGCCAUUGACCUGUUGACAGACGCCCUGGCUAAACUCUGAGCUCCUCUGUCCCCUAAAAAAAAACAAAAAAACAUGGAAUGUUUCUGAGUUACAGCUUAGAGAACAACAAAGUCAACCCCUGACCACAGAGGGAUAUAUCUGAAUGCACACAUAUACUGACUCUGCACACUAUAAACAUUGCUUUACUAUGAAGAUAUUAAUAAUAAUAUGCCAUUUAGCAGACGCUUUUAUCCAAAGCGACUUACAGUCAUGUGUGCAUACAUUUUUACGUAUGGGUGGUCCCGGGGAUCGAACCCACUACCCUGGCGUUACAAGCGCCAUGCUCUACCAAUUGAGCUACAGAGGACCACCCAUAUGUAUAUUCUUUGCUUUUUAUUAUUAGUGGAUUAUUAAUGCUCAUUGGGCAUGCUCAGUGGCUGUGUUGAACAUUUCCAUAACAAUAACUCUCCAUACAGCACGUAUAGAACACAUUCUUUCCACCACAUUUUGAGAAUUGUUUUAACCAACAUAGUAGUGAGGUAGAAUUUGUGCCUGCAGUGUGAUCGUUCAAGCUAUAGUAAUUAGAAGAGAGCAUACAACUACUCUGAAUAUUGGAUUCCCAUAUGUUAAAGAGCAUGUCCUCAGGGUGGGGUGGGAAGGGGGGGUUUGGGUUGAUAACCCUGCACUUUGGCAGGACGUUUAGCUGGAGUGACCAGGGGGAAGGGGGACAGAGCUGGCCCCUGAAGUUUCUAAGGGAACCUUUGUCCGGGCUUGACCCGUCCACUGACCUGAUGUUUGCUGAGCUUUUGGCUUCAGCAGGCCCGUCUGCCACUGGAAGACAAAGAGAAUGGCCAGCUGGGAGGCAGAGCACGGAAUAAUUCUAUAGUUUAGUUCGGACAUUGGUGAAAGAGUGUUCAGUGGUCACUCACUGAUUUUUUUGUUGCUGUCAAACUUGUUUCUGUUUCUUAGGAUAAGGGUGCAAAGUCUGCAUGCCGCAAAUCCUUAGACAAGGUUUUAAAUGGUCAUUACUAAUAAUGGAACGCCCUUCAUUAUGUUUUGUGUUAGAGAUUUGAUUUAUUGUGAAUCACCACUUUGUUCAUGAUCAAUAGUAACAGAUUUGUUUUUGCAACUCCGCACCAGCCCCAACAUCUCCCAUCUGCACAGUAACUAAAUGAAGAAAAGCAUUAUGCAAAGCAUUGUUCUACUGUGCCAGUAUGGAAUGGCAGUGGACAGGGUUGAAGAGAAAGAGGAUGUUAGCGGGGGCAUUUCGUAUCUGUAGGAAGGCAGUUUUAGGAGGCUCUGAGUGAUUGAUUGGCAGUUUGCCAGCAGGGGAGCAUUAGCGUUGCAGCAGUGCUGGGGUGGCCUUGCAGGGCUCUGCCUGGAUGGGCGGUGUGCCGGCCAGGAUUUGUGGAGGUUGGAGGUCAGAGGUGGGGUCACUGCAAGGGGCAGAUGGCCAGAUCCUUUUUUUGUGCUGCUUGGAGCAGGCAUUCACCCCCUCAUUAGAAACAAACUGGGCAAAACAUCCGGGUAAACAAUAAAUUAUUCAACCGAUCGAUUAUGCUUUGACAUUUUAAGCUAGGUGGGUUUGAUAGUUAUAUAUUCUCUAUGUGGUUGAAUUAAAUCAUUAAGUAACAGAAACAAAUUGUGAAAGGGGGAGAAUAGUCAAGUCACCUUUUCAUUCAUGGAGGCCUUGCUCAAUAACUGGACACCCAAAGCUCCAGGGGGGAGGUGCAUAUGAUGAGCAUUUGCUGGCAAUGCAGAGCAUUUGAUUCUUAAUGUGUUUCAAAGGUCAUCUGGAAGGUGACUGGAAGAGGUAAAUGGGCAGACAGAGGUAGUUGAAGGUAUAAUCUAGUCCUUGUAGUGUGAGCCUCAGCUCAUCUGCUUUAAUAUUUCAUUUAGGAGCAUUAGGUGCCGCCUCUGGCAACCAUCAUCACUCAAAGGAGACGGUCAAUCGCAUAUUUUGAGCAGCCACGGCAGUGACCACAGCUCGACAAGCCCUAGCAGAAUAGAUUUUAGACCGAGACUUAGUAGUUAAUCAAUAAUCAAUAAGGAUCUCUCUGUUUGUCAAUCCAGCAUUUUUUGACUAUUCAGAGAGACAGAGUAUCUGGGAAGCUCAUCCUCUCAUGGCCCCAGGCCCCGGGCUACUGGGACGGAUGCCUCCAUGUUGCAUUGCUGCUGUUGUGCAACACUUAGGAAUGUGUUUGAUGUUGAUUAGAGGUUCCACAUUUUGUUGCUCCGUGGGAGCGUGUUGCUGAGGGAUGGGCCCCUGUAUCCGUUCAAUGACGCUCCCAAUCCAAUGCCUGCCUGCACUUCUCUCCACAGCAAAUAUUCCUCUGCAGAGGACUGCACUGGCCCUGAUGCACAAGAGGCCUUACAGCUCACAACUAAUUCAAUUAAAAAUGCCCAAAGCAAAGUGGCAAGGGGCUCAGUGAAAAGAUAACUUUACACAAAGAAAUGGGACUCUACAGCAACUGGUUGCACACAACCAUUUGGAAGUCUAAUACUAGAAGUAAAGUGCUCUGCAAAUAAAAGUUCAAGGCAAAGUGGCGCAACUCUCUAAAACUGGUCAGGGUAGAGAAUGUAGGUCAUGGAUCCCAAAUUAAUUGGGUUCCUUUUGGCUUUGCCCAUGAACGGUGCAUGCCCUGCCCCUGGCCAGUGAAAAAAACUAGGAGGUCUUUACCUUGACAUGUCAGAGGGUCAGCUGCGUUUAGGAGGGACAGAAUUCCCCUUGCCGCCAUCCUAAAGACGACACAGAGUGGCAGUUAGGGCUUUCCCGCUGUUCAGCACCACAACACCUGGAAACCCAGGUUACGUCCAGCUAUCCAUCAUGGCCGUUAUAGAGGCCAGGACACAAUCCAGUGUUUUUAUGACGGGGUGGAGUUUACCUUUAGGCAAGGUUUCUCGAGAGCAGUGCUUGAGAUUUACGUUGCUUUUAAGUAGUACUCUGAGAAAGGUUUGCUAAGGAUACAGCUAGAAGCACACCACCUGUGCUGUGUGCUGAUUGUCUGUUAAAUUUGUUGAGUGGUAAUAGUUCAUGUUCAAUUAUUCAGACAAUGACUAAAGGUGCAAGAUUGGGGUCCUCUCUGAUGUCAGUGGCAACAGCUGUUCAAUCAGAAACUAUGAACCUUGCACCUAGUGAGGAUUUGCCUCGCUUUAAAUCUGAGCUCCUUAUAAUCUUUGCACGGCUCCUCUUAUGUUUUCUUCAUCUGUUGGCUCUUCCCCCUCUCUCUUCUCCCCUGGCAAGCCUGCUGUGUUUGAUGUGCGUUCAGGUUUUUUUGUGUGCAGAAUGUAGAGAAGAGGGGUAAUUUCUGUGAUAAAGUUAGUGGGGGAGCCUCCGAAGGUAAACACUGGGGAGAGCAUCUCAUUGUUACUCUGGGCUAGCGAGAUAACUGAGGCCAAGGAGGGGUGGAGAGUCCUAAUCUCAGUUUGUUACCUGUAUAAAAGACACCUGUCCACAGAAGCAAUCAAUCAAUCAGAUUCCAAACUCUCCACCAUGGCCAAGACCAAAGAGCUCUCCAAGGAUGUCAGGGACAAGAUUGUAGACCUACACAAGACUGGAAUGGGCUACAAGACCAUCGCCAAGCAGCUUGGUGAGAAGGUGACAACAGUUGGUGCGAUUAUUCGCAAAUGGAAGAAACACAAAAGAACUGUCAAUCUCCCUCGGCCUGGGGCUCCAUACAAGAUCUCACCUCGUGGAGUUGCAAUGAUCAUGAGAACGGUGAGGAAUCAGCCCAGAACUACACGGGAGGAUCUUGUCAAUGAUCUCAAGGCAGCUGGGUCCAUAGUCACCAAGAUAACAAUUGGUAACACACUACGCUGUGAAGGACUGAAAUCCUGCAGCGGCCGCAAGGUCCCCCUGCUCAAGAAAGCACAUAUACAGGGCCGUCUGAAGUUUGCCAAUGAACAUCUGAAUGAUUCAGAGGAGAACUGCGUGAAAGUGUUGUGGUCAGAUGUGACCAAAAUGGAGCUCUUUGGCAUCAACUCAACUCGCCGUGUUUGGAGGAGGAGGAAUGCUGCCUAUGACCCCAAGAACACCAUCCCCACCGUCAAACAUGGAGGUGGAAACAUUAUGCUUUGGGGGUGUUUUUCUGCUAAGGGGACAGGACAACUUCACCGCAUCAAAGGGACGAUGGAUGGGGCCAUGUACCGUCAAAUCUUGGGUGAGAACCUCCUUCCCUCAGCCAGGGCAUUGAAAAUGGGUCAUGGAUGGGUAUUCCAGCAUGACAAUGACCCAAAACACACGAUCAAGGCAACAAAGGAGUGGCUCAAGAAGAAGCACAUUAAGGUCCUGGAGUGGCCUAGCCAGUCUCCAGACCUUAAUCCCAUAGAAAAUCUGUGGAGGGAGCUGAAGGUUCGAUUUGCCAAACGUCAGCCUCGAAACCUUAAUGACUUGGAGAAGAUCUGCAAAGAGGAGUGGGACAAAAUCCCUCCUGAGAUGUGUGCAAACCUGGUGGCCAACUACAAGAAACGUCGGACCUCUGUGAUUGCCAACAAGGGUUUUGCCACCAAGUACUAAGUCAUGUCUUGCAGAGGGGUCAAAUACUUAUUUCCCUCAUUAAAAUGCAAAUCAAUUUAUAACAUUUUUGACAUGCGUUUUUCUGGAUUUUGUUGUUGUUAUUCUGUCCCUCACAGUUCAAAUAAACCUACCAUUAAAAUUAUAGACUGAUCAUUUCUUUGUCAGUGGGCAAACGUACAAAAUCAGCAGGGGAUCAAAUACUUUUUUCCCUCACUGUAACUGAGCCAAGGGAGGGGGGGGGGAGUUGGAUAGAGAGAGAGAGAGCCCUUAAAUUGAAAUUUAAUUGAGAGAGAGAGCCCAGGAGAGAUACUCUGAUGCCCCUCUCCCCCCCUCAACGCCUUCAUCUGGGUGCUGACUCCUCGCCCCUACAGCACAAACAGCAUUGGAUGUGUGCAGAGAGGUCAAAGAGCACUGCAGUCUGUUUGUUUACCCAUUUCUUAAGUGGUGUGCAUUGCAUUCUGAAAACAUGCAGCUGUUUUUAAUCUGAAAACACAUGUCACGUGUAUCUUUGAAUUAUGUGAUUCCUUUUUCUCUGAGUAAUAAAUGAGUGAAGAGGGUUUUGUGGUACUUGUUUUGGGUAUUUCUGAUGUAGUCUUCUUUAUAUAGUAAUUCACUGAUGUAGCCUAGUCCGUUGGUUGCACUGGGUCCCAGUAAUGCCAGGAGUGGUUUGAUUUGUUUAUGUUAAUUAUUGUCAUGUGAAUUUCUAUCUCUAAUUCAACCUAAGCUUGAAUCAUUACCAGAGGUUGUAAGGCUCUGGUUUUAAUCAUCAAUGAUUCAAGGUCCAAAAUUCACAAGUAUUUAUCUGUAUAUUUAUUCAUGGAGAGCUCUGGCGCCAAAGACACAAACAUACGAUUUUAUACCUCCUGAACUUGACUCCUCCCACCUUUAGGUGACUUUUCUAAACAGUUUCCGCCUUCCCCUUCACCCUUGAAUGUUUAGUACCGCCCCCUCUGUUAGUGGGUUGACACUACAUGAUAAUUCCUAACAUUUAUACUGUAUUUGGGGUGAAAUCCUUUAGUCAUUAUUCUUAAAAUCCAAAUUAAUCUAACAAUUAUGUUGAUGUUAUCCAGCCCUGGAGCUUUUUGGUAAAGAUUUUAUUUAUCUCAGUCAUUCCAAAAAUUGGAUUUAAAUUGAGGUCUGUAUCAAGAGCAGCAGCACCAUCAUUUAUUGUAAAGUAACUGUCCAGUGUUUCCAGAUUUCUAUGAAAUAUGACGUAUUAUUAAUUACAAUAUGAGUUAAAUAGUUUUCCUUUCAAAAAAUGUGUUAAAAAGCAGCUUUUCUGUGUUGGAAUGGUGUGGGCGUGGGACACACACUUUUCACGCCACUUCGAUACAAAAUGAUUUUCGUAGCAGGUUUGGAGAGCAUUUUUGCUAACCCUAACCUUAACCCUUUUCCUAACCUUAACCUCAGUCUCUUUAUCUGCUACGUUAAUUAUCCUAAUCUGCUGCGUAAAUGCUCCUAACCUGCUAUGAAAAAGUCACUUUGGUAUCGAAGUGGCAUGAAAAGAGUGUUUCCCGUGUGGGCGUACCCCAACAACAGAGUAGACAGCUGAUUGGCCAUGGGAUUGGCCAUCCUCCAUGAGGAAAUAGAAAGCAUUUUUGAAACGGUCUGUUUGAGAUACAAAUUUGAUGUGGGUUUUUUAAAGUGUUUUUUCUCCAAUUUAUGCUUGGGCCACAAAUACGAGUAUAGGAUCGUGAGUCAACACCAUUAUUCGGUUAUGAGUUAACAUAAUAUUAACUUUUAAAAGUGAUAUUUUCACUGGACAGUAACUUUAACAAACUAUUGACCUGAGGCUUCAUUAGUUGAGACGGGGGAUGGGAGUGGAUAGCAGUGGAUGACCUUAAUGACUUUUGGGGGUUUUAUUGCUUAGUGACUGAAAAGGGGGGGAAACAUAAUGUUCUAGAUACUUUUUUAUUAAUCUUUUGAAACGAUGAACAAUCUAUUCUAGACAUUGAACUACUUGCAACAUCAUUCUUAACGGUGGAUAAGGUUUAGGUGAAAUCAGUAAUGGGACACACGCUGUGUACAUUAGGUUUCUCAUGGAGUUUAGUUUCCAUACAGUUCAGGUGGUGUCUAACAACCAAUCAGUUUCAGGGAAACCCAAUCCAAGCAGGAUGUUGCCGGACCUCUCCACCAAUCAUCACCGUCCGGCUGCACUCAGCAGGGCAACACUUUUAGAUAUAUCUGUCAUCAGGGGCCCUCUUUAUCUCAGGGGGAUUAAAGUAUGGAAUCAGUGGCAAAUAAUUUGUUGGUAAAACACUUGACUUAAAGGCAACUGUUAUAAUGAUGUAUUAAUUGCUAUAAGCAUAUGAGCCUUAUAAUAUAUAUUGUCUUUCUAGGAAUAGACCUACAGGUAGGCCUAAUUAGGAAUUAGAUGCUGUGAAGAGGUAGCACUAUUCCCAAAAGGACUGUGUGUCUGUGAGGGUUGGUUACAUGUGAUGUUGUCCUUUAAUGCUACUGUUAGCAUAGAGCAGUCCGUUUAGGUUCCCACUGGCUGGCCAUUCAUCUGGCCUGUCAAAGGCCUCACUUACAGUAUCAUCUUUCACUGACGGAUCUUCCCUAACUCUGCUGCUCCAUGAGGGGGAAAUGUAUCAAUGAUCUCAAACAAAAUGGAUCAAGCUUCCCCUCCUCCUCCACAUGGCCUCAUCACCAUCUGUGGGCUUAAUUAUUAAUUGUUAGAUAUUACUUGUUAGAUAUUACUGCACUGUUGGAGCUAGAAGCACAAGCAUUUCGCUACACCCGCAAUAACAUCUGCUAAACAUGUGAAUGUGACCAAUAAAAUUUGAUUUGAUUUAUUUGAUUUGAUUUGAUUGUUGAAAUAUAAAGAGUUUUACAGCAAGCGUAUGAAGUAUUUUAUUUAAGUUGAAGUAUUAGUAGUAGUCAUUAGGUGGGCCACUAAAAGUUUGUGUGCACGGCACACAUUUGACUGAUUGACCUCUGCUCAUGUGCGUAGAUGUGCAUUGUAGAGGAGCUAAUUAAUAAGAUGGGCCUAGCAGAGAUUUCAUCUGCUCUCUGAUCUCCUCAGGGUGUAUUGUGCUCCAGCCAGGAUGAGCUGACAGGUACAUGUAACAUGCUGGUUUGUUUAGGUUAGUUAGGGCCUCGGGAACCCCGUCUGAUAUCCGAUGUCUGGUGCUUGUAUAACACCUCAUCUGAGGGAGAACUGGAGCUUAUGCAUUUUCAAAGAAAAGGUGAGAGACAGGGCAAGGUUUUGUAAGGGGGAAAAAACAACAGCUGAUUUCAAUAGUGGACUAACCUACAUCUCAGGGCAAAGGGGCUUCCUGUUACUUUGUCUUGAUUACAUUUACAUUUUAGUCAUUUAGCAGACACUCUUAUCCAGAGCGACUUACAGUUAGUGAGUGCAUACAUUUUUUUUCUUCCAUACUGAUGGCAAUGCAUCAACACAUGAACUCUGUCUAGGCUGUAAGGAGAGGAGGUCAGGGAGAUAAUUUGUCUUGGAGGGGUAGGGUUGGAUGGAUUGUGGGGCUCUUCAGAUCUUGCUUCAACAGCCCUUAUGAUUAUUCUUGGCAAAUGUUCAAUCUCAGUGCUAAUGUACAGCAUUUAGGUUGAUUUGAAUAGGAUAGAGCUUUCUUGUUGGGACAUGGCAGCUCCUUGGCAAGUAGUUUCAUGGACAAUUAUAUGAAUGAAGGGGAGGGCAGUUGGGGUAGUGAUCAUUUCGGUAUUAUUGUGCACAUAGAUUUCCCUAUUUUCAAUGAAAAUUCAAAGAAUGAGGUUCAGCUUCACAGCACUGCAUUCUCACUAUCAGACAGAGACUGAAGUGGGAUGGCCUUUGCUGAGGAUAGGCUUUAGUGAGAUGGUAACCUGAAAGUGAAGUAAUUUAUAUUUAUAAGAUAUGCCUGGUAGCUCAAUAUAUUCCCUUAUUUCCAUAAAUGUAAUUGAUUUCCAUUUUAACUGAAUAGUGCCCUUAAGUCCUAAGAUACAGAGGCUUAGUUUGACUGAUAUAAAUACAUUUAACCUUAUCCACCAAGAUGAGCUGCCGAGCAAGAGAGGAUAGUGGGCCAUCAACAUACAUUUUUGUGAUGAUUGGUCUUAUAGAUCCAAAUGAGGGAAAAUACAAUAUUAGAAACACAUAAUUUCACAGUUAUUGCUAUCUAAUGGCUGCAUUGCUAGUAAUCAUCUCUUUGGAAACAUGUACUGUACAUUAGAGAAUGUGUCUACUCUUGUAGUACACAGUGUCUCACCGUUCCUUGUUUUGUUCUGUAGGUAUCUCCCCCUUUAUAAAUCAGCCAACAUCCAUUGUGGUGACAGAAGGAUCAGUCGCCCGUUUCACCUGCAAAGUCACUGCAAGCCCUCCUCCCAUCAUCACCUGGGAGUUCAAUCGGGUCACGUUACCCCUGGCAACUAAAAGGUAUGCAUUCUCAUUAUUUAAUUAUCAUGCCAUGUCAUUAACUUUAUCUUUAGAGGGUGUUUGAGAGUAUUGUAGAAGUGUAUUACGAUUUUAAACUGUACAUGUCAGAGGGAUAGAAAUAUCAGAGCUGUGUGCUCAUCCACUAAUAUCUAUGAUGUCAAUUGUAUUGAUUGUCUUUGUGUUCUUGUCUCUCCCAGAAUCACAGUCUUGCCCAGCGGCGUUUUGCAGAUCCACGGGGUGGAAAAAGGGGAUGCUGGGAACUAUCGUUGUGUGGCAACCAACAUUGCCAACCGUCGCCGGAGUACAGAGGCAACCCUCACUGUCACUCCAGGUGGGAGAUAGUGGAGAAUUAGCACUCUUUUCAGAUUUAAACAUAAUAUAUUCACAAGCAUUGCAUCAAACAUUAUAAGCCUAAUAAAAGCCAAGUUAUAUUUAUGUUGAGUAGUGAAGUGGGCACCCUGGUAAAUCUUGUCUCCCCUCCACAGCUCCAAGCCCCAAACUGCCUCAGAGGCCUCGUAUCAUCGCCGGGCCCCAGAAUGCCACUGUGUCCCUGCACCAAAGUGCCAUCCUGGAAUGCAUGGCUACAGGGAACCCCCGACCCCUCAUAUCCUGGAGCCGAGCCGACAGCAAGUCCAUCGAUGUGUUCAACACCAAGGUGCUGGGCAAUGGCAACCUCAUCAUCUCUGACAUCAAACCGAAACACGGAGGAGUGUACAUGUGCAGAGCCACUACCCCUGGCACGCGCAACUAUACAAUCGCCACAGCCAACAUCACUGUGCUAGGUAAACACGUUAGUCGUCUGUGUAGAGCUGCUAAAAGUGUCAGUUGUUAUUACAGACAUCAUUGUUGCUGUUUGUUACAUCUAUGAUGUUUCCCUUAUCCAGCGCCUCCGUCCUUGGUGGAGUGGCCGGAGAGCCUGACCCGUCCGCGUGCGGGCACGGCCCGCUUUGUGUGCCAGGCUGAGGGAGUUCCCCUGCCCCACAUCACCUGGCUGAAGAAUGGAGAGAAGGUCCACUCCAACGGACGCAUCAAGAUGUACAACAGGUCUGAGCUCUAACACCAGAUCUACUCUAGCUAAUAUCUCUCUGCUCCUGUUUGUCUCCCUCGCUGUUGUUUAUUUAUAUGAUCAUCCCAUUGUUUUAGAAAUCCCUGCCUCCUAACCACCAACCAUAUUGGAUGUUCUGCUGUAUGUUAAUUGAAACAGAAUCCCUAAUUCCUUUACCCUACAGAUAGUUGUCUUGGUUGACUGGAAACUCAGUCCCAAUGAAAAAUUCAUCAGCCCUUCCCCACAGUAGAAAGGAAGCUGAAUAAUUUACAAACGUGCUAAUGGCAUUUCAGUGGAUUUCCCACUAAUUUGCUUCCUCUGCUCUUACCACUGCCUUGGCUUGUUAACGGUUUCUGAUUUGAAAGGGAAUGAUAGAGCUGGUAAGCGACGGGUUAAGUAUUGGUAGGAGAAGCUGGAGGAGGGACAGAAGUCUAAUAUGGCCAUCUGUGUGUUUUGUCCCACAGUAAACUGGUGAUCAACCAGAUCAUCCCUGAGGAUGAUGCCAUCUACCAGUGCCAGGUGGAGAAUGAGCAGGGCUCUGUGCUGUCCAUGGCCCGGCUCAUAGUGGUGAUGUCAGAGGACCGGCCCAGCGCGCCCAGGGACAUCCGGGCUAACACUGUAUCUAGCUCCGCCAUCUUGCUGGCCUGGGAAAGGCCGCUGUACAACUCAGACAAAGUCAUCGCCUACUCUGUGCACUACAUGAAGGCUGAAGGUGAGAUAUGAUGGCCAGCUCAGGGGGAGCCUCUUCUAUGUCUUGUACCUUUUCAAACAGAAACUAUUUUUGAUGUUGGCAGGAAAUAGUUAAUGUAUUGGGGCAUUCCAUAUGAAUGGCCUUUGUAGCCCCAGGAGUUAACAGUUAACACUGUUUAGAGUCCUGAAUGCUCCCGCUUCCUUCUUGCCCCCAGAACGGAAUGUGGGAGAUUGACCAUCUGUUGUUAAUAGUUGGUUGCUGGGCAGAGGUCAAGGAAAAUAAUGAUUACCGCAGCUUACUCUGUACAAACAGGACUGGCCUUCCAUAGGCGAUCUCUAGCCCUGUGCAUGAGUUUUAAAGGUGCAGCACCCCCUACACUAGAUGAGAUGCAGGAUAGACAGGAACCGUUCAUGAGAAUACAAGGGCUGCACUGUAGUCACUAAAUCCCAGUCAUUGACUGCUGGACCUUUAUCUUUCCUGGGAACCUGUAUUGUUGAUGAAGAGGCAUCAAGAGUCACAUUCAAACAAUGUAACAGUUCAGCACAAAUGUUAUCCAGUUCAUUCAGGCACUGUUGUUCGUUGCCGGCUAUGGAAUUCCAUUGUAUAGGCCAAAUGUACAAAAUCCAUGCAGCAAAAGAAACACCUGCUAGGCUAUGUAAGGAUAAGGACAAUAACGGAAGCAAGUUAGAAAAUCUGCUCCUUUCUCCUUAAAUAACUGCCGUCUGUCAAGGAUUUGGUGCACUUGAUUAAGAUUACGUGACACAUUCUGUCCGGUCCCAGAGAAUGACUGGCCAUUGAGAUUGACAGGAGUGGUAGCACCAGAGCAUUCUGCACCUGAGGUCUCAGACACAGAGCAUUGGCACUAAAUGGAGGUUCUAAUGAAAGGAGGAACUAAUUAGUCUGUGUGUUGGAGUGUGCUAAUCCAACAGAGGAGAUUCUGUCAAGGCACUGGGACAGUGUGAGCUGGACUGGGAGGGAGGCUUUGUGUGUCUUUUCAAGGAGGUUUGCUGGGCCAUUCAGGCCCCUGGACAAGGCCUUUUCUGUUUACUCUCAAGGAUCUUGUUUUCCAGGUCAGAAAUCAGGCCGAACGAUUCAAUACGUCCUGGCUACAAGGGAGUCUUUUGUGGGACCUUCCUAAUCUGUGCUAAUUAAACUGCUAUUAGGCGUAGCCAGCAAUGUGGGAAAAUUGAAUGCUGGAAUUUGGCUUGAGCAAUGUUGAUGAAAUUGUCUAUAAAAGGGGAAGGAACCAGUUUGAUUGAGUUGACACUUUUUUUUAUAUUGUCCAUACUGAAUGGACCAGAAGCCCACUGUUAGAGACAGGUGUACAGCAUAUCUUUGUAAGAAUCAGGCGCCUCAGACAAGGAGGUUCCUAAAGCCAAAGUGAUUAUGUUCUAAUUGCUCUGCAUACUGAGAGAUAUCAUUGAAUGAUGAUUAUGGGAAGUUAUCAAAAGUUGUCUUUGUACUCAGAAUGUAUGCAAAUCUUCAUAGGCCCUUUUAGGCCCCUUUCCCCCUUUAGCGCCCUAAAGAGUUUGCAUUGAAGGACCAGAUCCCCUCUGAACUCCUUGCCUGUACAUGCAGCUUACAACAACUAGAACUCUGUGGGUGGUAAUUGAUUAAAUGUGUGCCCUUUUCUUCCCUCAAACCAGGCUUGAACAACGAGGAAUAUCAGGUUGUCAUUGGCAACGACACAACCCGGUACAUUAUUGAUGACCUGGAGUCAGCGCGGAACUACACCUUCUACAUCGUGGCCUACAUGCCCAUGGGAGCCAGCCGCAUGUCGGACCAUGUAUUCCAGCACACCCUGGAGGAUGGUGAGGCCUCGUCGCUAGCUCCCACAUACACAAACAUACAGUCCACAGAGGUAAUGUGCAGCCAUAACUGUCACCCCAUGAUGAAUAAAAACACCCCCAGAUGAAUAGUAAAGAGAAUGCUUCAUAUUGAUCCUGUAGUGCUACUGUAAGGUCUUCUAUCACUCUAAUGGAGGACUCAGAGGAUGUUUUCCAGUGUGUUUAAACUGUAAUGAAUAGGCUGUAGAGAGUGGGCAGUAUUGUAGGUCCUGUAAUGAAUCUAGUGCGGCUGACCCCUGGCUGUCUAAUUGGGGUCGUCUCUAAGAGGGCCGCCAGAGGAAUAGAGGAGUCUAAUAAGGAAGGAUUAGAUGGGGGACCACUCGGCUGGUUAAACAUUAGUCAGGCUGAUAUUUAGAGAUCAGGAAUGACCCUCUCUUCUAUAAUCUAACUCCCCACAAGGGCCCUUCACAGUUCACACCACCCCAUGAAACGUUUCUGCACUGUGCAACCGUGACCACCACUUAUGAUCAAGGAAAAUUACAUUUCUUACAUAUUCCACAGAAAAUAACUGCUCUAUUGUCCUUGACUAAGGGAACAUCUGUCACAUGAUUGAUACCAGUCUAAAUCAGAUCACAUCUAUUUAUUGUGUACACUUUCAGACUUACUGAAUAGAUUUUCCAGUAUGACUGAGUGUGAUGCACAGUGAGCUGAUUUGUGUCUCUAGGUUUAUUCAUUAUAAUCUCAGUAACUAGCUGUUACUUUAGCAACCACAACUCUUCCUUUGGUCCCCACCAAAACAUGAUACAAAACAACCAUAAAUAUAGACAGAAACCACAAUACAGAGACAGUAACACAGUAAUGAACAAGUUGGUGACUGUAUAAGCCUCUACAUGACGGCUCUGUCUCCCUCUCCACAGUGCCCCUGCGUGCCCCAGAGCUCAGCCUCACCAGCCGCAGCCCCACAGACAUCCAGGUGUCCUGGCAGCCCCUUGCAGCCAAGCUAAGCCGCGGCCGGGUGUCGGCCUACCGCCUGUCCUAUCGUACCAGCGCCGACCAGACCGUCACCCAGCUGGAGCUUCCUGGGGAGAAGACCCAGUAUCUCCUGGAGGGCCUGCAGCCCGACACCAUCUACCUCCUCCGUAUCGCUGCAGCCACUAGUGUGGGCUGGGGGGAACAGACAGCCUGGACCUCCCACCGCACCCCUAAGGCAUCCAGCGCCAAAGGUACUUACACGUGCUCCUCAGUAGUAGCGAUAAGUUAUUGGCUGCUCCCUGAUGGUCCGAUGCUUCAGGCAUGCACAUUAUCAAUUAUUUUUCUGAAGUUAAACAUGUGCUCUGUGUGCCCCAUUCUUAUGACUAGGUUUCUGCGUGCAUAUAUGAUGUUUGUACAGAUAGGAGUACAACUGUAUGACUUCUAAUCAAUCAAAGUCAAAAGACAUGUAAACAAGAACAAGAUAAGUAAGCCAAAACAUCUUUGAUGAACCGGAAUUUCAACCUUAGAUUUGUAAAGCUACCAGCCAGCCACAUCACCGAAAUAAACAUGUAAGUCCUUACUUCCUCUACUGACUUAUCAUGCACACUAAAACCAUCAUGCCUUGCAGGCGCACAGUGAGAGCACACUUCCCUCUGCACAUAGUCAAUAUAGGAGCAAAGAGGCUGGAUUAUCUCUAAACCUUUCUUCUUCCUAGUCCUCUGCCUAGUGUGUGAGAGAGAGCCAUGAGAAGAGCUUGCUCUAAUAAUCCUGUUAAGGCAUUGCAUUUGUUACUCCAUGACCUUUGGCCCUCUCUGUCAGUAACAUCGGAAUGGCUUCAGUCAUGGGUCAUAAAAGAGAGGGACCCAGGCCUCCGGGUGGGAGGAAGAGUAGUGCUGUUUAGAGCUCCAUCUAAGCCUUAGGGGUGGGGGAGGGGACUGCUGCCCCCUCUCUCUCUCUCUGUCCCUUUGGAAACAAACAGGAUAUUUUCUAGGAUUCUCCCAGGAUCAUGUCGGCUGAAUAGGUAUUCUGUCAGUAGAACUGAGGACCUGGCUCAUCUCUGCUAGUGUGUGUUUGUGCCUGGCUGUGUAUCUGUGUGUCAGGCUGGGGCAUGGUAUGGAUGGGCCUCUGGUUGGGGGCUGCAGGCUGGGAGCCUGUUAUUUCCAUCAGAUAAAACCAGUGAGCAGCUGGGUGGAGAGCAUUCCUGUUUUCAAGGAAGAAGACAAGCUACAGAGUCAACUUGCUCCCAGCCUGCCACCCUGCAUCUCUUACAAUAUAAUACUUUUUGGUGACUUUGCCCCUAUUUGUCCAGCAAAUUAUUUCUGGGAAAUGUAAAUUAGCAUGUUUCUGCCAUGUUAAGUGGUUUACUCCUAAUAAUUUGGGUGUCCCAAACAAAUGUGUUCCUGAACAAGUCCUUAAUUUGUUCAGAACUAGCUAACCUUUCUUUAUAAAUAGUUGUAGACUGUCAAUAGUAGCAAGGCUAUGAAUGGUAUCUGAAUAUGAAGCAAAUUGACCUUCUUGAACACAAUGGUAUGGCCUGGCCAUUGGGCUUAAGGCAAAGAAGGCCUGAUAGGGUAGUGGGGGUUGGGUGUGGGUGGGUUUCAUAUUCCCCCUUGACUUGGUACUAUUUCAGAUGAGCUGGUUAAAAUAAAGACAUCUGAAUAAAAAGGAAUAUUCAUGCAGGUUGAGCUCUGUAAAUAAGUAGUACACAUGGCUCUGCUAAAUGACUAAAAAAUAAAUAAAUAAAAAGACAGAUUCUGUUUGAACCUUACCUCAGACCUGUACUCAAUAAAUAAAAUAAAAUUGUAUUGGUAUUACACAUACACAUAUUUAGCAGAUGUUAUUGCGGGUGUAGCGAAAUGCUUGUAAUAAGAAAUAACACACAAAAAAAACAAAAUACUACCAAGUUGCUUAGGAGCUAGAAGCAGAGCUGCCAUGUCUGUCGGCGCCAUCUUCACAAAAAUAUAUAACAAAAUACUCUGAUGUUUACUGUGACUCUAACCACAGAUCUCUCUCUUUUUGUCUCCCCACAGUGACUCUAACCACAGAUCUCUCUCUCUUUUUGUAUCCCCACAGUGACUCUAACCACAGAUCUCUCUCUCUUUUUGUCUCCCCACAGUGACUCUAACCACAGAUCUCUCUCUUCUUCGUGUCUCCCCACAGUGACUCUAACCACAGAUAUCUCUCUUCUUCGUGUCUCCCCACAGUGACUCUAACCACAGAUCUCUCUCUUUUUUUGUCUCCCCACAGUGACUCUAACCACAGAUCUCUCUCUUCUUCGUGUCUCCCCACAGUGACUCUAACCACAGAUCUCUCUCUUCUUCGUGUCUCCCCACAUUGACUCUAACCACAGAUCUCUCUUCGUGUCUCCCCACAGUGACUCUAACCACAGAUCUCUCUCUCUCUUCGUGUCUCCCCACAGUGACUCUAACCACAGAUCUCUCUCUUCUUCGUGUCUCCCCACAGUGACUCUAACCACAGAUCUCUCUCUUCUUCGUGUCUCCCCACAGUGACUCUAACCAAAGAUCUCUCUCUUCUUCGUGUCUCCCCACAGUGACUCUAACCACAGAUCUCUCUCUUCUUCGUGUCUCCCCACAGUGACUCUAACCACAGAUCUCUCUCUUCUUCGUGUCUCCCCACAGUGACUCUAACCACAGAUCUCUCUCUUCUUCGUGUCUCCCCACAGUGACUCUAACCACAGAUCUCUCUCUUCUUCGUGUCUCCCCACAGUGACUCUAACCACAGAUCUCUCUCUUCUUCGUGUCUCCCCACAGUGCCUCUAACCACAGAUCUCUCUCUUCUUCGUGUCUCCCCACAGUGCCUCUGGCCCCUGAGCUACAGUUGGAGCCUCUGAAUUGCACCACCAUCAUAGUGCGCUGGCAGCUAGCACCAGGAAACUCUGUCAGCGUCCAAGGCUACAGGCUGUUCUACCACGAGGAGAGCCAGGCUGAGAGUUCCCCCAUCCAGCUGCGUGCCCAGGACAACAGGCACACAAUUGGAGGCCUGGGUGAGUAGACCCCACCUAGUACACCCUUCCUAUGAUGUAAUUGUUGCUGAUGACAUUUGUCUUGAUUUUGGAUUUCAAUUGUAAGAUUAAGAAUAUGUUCUAGUCAAUGCAUGCUUACACAUUGAAAGUGCAAGUCCUCCUUAAACUGGAUUCGGAUCAAAGAUGCUCUUUGGUUUAUUGACUAAAAUGUCUGGUCGCUAUCAUCUGCCACUAGACUUCCAUAUUAGUAGACAUAAAUCAAGACCAGUCCCGGUAAGAUCUUAAAAACAUAUUCUGUGUCCUCAGCAGGCAUGUUUAAGGUAUUUUUAGGAUCAGAAAAGCCCAUUAGUUUGGGAAGGAAAAGUAUUUUCAUGUGAGUUGUGGGGGCUCAUGUCCAGAGGUCCAGAAAGGAGCCAACCCCCCCCCAAUGACCUAACGGCCCCGGCCUGGGUUCCAAUGUAUGUCCCCCCAACAGCUUUAGAAAUAGCUGCUAGCUGGGACUGAGGAAGGGGUGUUGGGCAUAUGCUGGUUCUCUGGCCUCUGGGUCAAAUUCAUUUUGCCACGUUGGAGAGUGUGGAAGGAAAGAGAGUCCCACACCACUGCAGUGGACAACUGACCAUCUGUGGCCAGAGGAGGUCAGCCAGGUGGCCAGCAGCUGAAUUUUGAAUCAGGAAGCGAAGCUCUGGCACUAAACCAGGAUUAGAAAGCAUAAAGGGGGGGGGGGGUUAAAUACAGUAUGUGUCCCAUUGUACCUUUUAGUUUUCUUGCUACAGUAUGUGUUUUGUUUUGUCAUGGAGUGGUCUUACUGUGAGAGGGGCGAUAAAUAUGACUGCUGAAACUUCCUCCAUUUUGGCAACAGCUGUUGUUUAGAAUGACACAAGGCUACUGUAGUGAGUAGGUUUUAAAGUGCUGUACUUUAUGAAUAUAUUUGUUGUUUUGAAUGGAUAAUACUUUUUCAAUAUAGAGUAUUUUUAUAAAGCUUGAGGUUAAACCUAUUAGAGAGAUAAGAGAAAGAACAUAUGAAGUCUGGCUUUGUGUGUACAUUCUCCUUUUCCUCAUGAACUACAUUUUCGCCCUGGAAUAAUGAACAUGGUUGACAAACAAGUUGUAGUAAUGUGAUAUAGAUAGAUAUCACCAAAACACACUUACUAUGCCUUGGUUUUUCAUUAGUUUUUCAUUGAAACGGUUUUAAUGACCUCAAUUGUGCUUGUUUGAUAGAAGAGCUGGCAGAGGUGUAUUCCAGGGCUGUCUUUAGAGGAGGGGGAAGCUGUUAUUGUGGAGCAGAUUUAUGGUGUGUUUUAUGACUGCUGUGAGCAGAGCUAUUGGAGGAGCAUUCACAUCAAAGGCUUUCAUUGUGUUAGGCUUUGAGGGCCACAAAAGAGACUUCAUUGACCAAGAGUCAACCAAAUUCAGCCCCUCACCACUGGUAACCAAGCUUUUAAAGGCUUUCUGUAAAUACAUAUCCAUGGAAUGUGACAUGUAGUAUGACGUGUUGAAGAGGAGGAUGCAUCACAUUUAUCUUCCCAAAGGUUUCCCCCCUCAGGGGAGAGACUUCCUGUUGGAGAGGAGACACAGCAGUUUAAUUUGUCACAUAUUACAGUCAGUGUCAGAUAGGUUUUAGGUAUGAUUUCAGUGCCUGUCCAUGGCACCACAUUUUAACAAUGUUGAUUUCAGUUAGUGGAGAGUUAAACAGAGAAACAGCUUCAGAUAAAAAUACUGACUUGACUCAGUUUUCACUUCAGAUAUGCUUUGGUCAGUUUGGUGUGACAUAGAUAAUAAAACAUGAGAAGUGUAACAUUAAGUCAUUUUUUCUUUUUGUGGAUGUGACCCACAUCUCAAAACGGGGUAUUUUAAUUAAAACUGGGUGUUCUCAUCAAUUUGGGUCUGCUUUAAUGUCCAUGUUUGCCCAUAAUUGAGUAUUCUCUGUCUCGAUUUGACCUCCCAAGGACAGAACAACAGUGGAAAGGGCAUGUCCCUAUUGAUAUUGUUCACUGUUGUUUGAGUGGCAAACCAUUAAUUAUGUCCCUUAAUAAACUAUCCUGAUGAGCAGAGGUGGCUGGCCCUUCAAUUUGCUCUGCAACCAAUCUGAGCAGACAGUCACAAAACAAGCAGAAACCGUGGUAUACAUAUUGUGCCCAAUAUGACAUUGUUUUCUCACUGGCUUUUAAUCAGUCUACUUACUAUUGAAUUGAUGAAGUGUUUUACCCAUUAGAAAACACUCUGGAUACUUCUCAUAACAAUAUGAUUUACCCUCCAUGGCAUGUCUGAAGUACAGAGCAAAAUGGAGCUUCAAUUAAAAUGUUAAUUGGAUUUUAUCCAGGAUUACGCUGUAAUGUCUCUGAUAGUAAUGCAAUUAACAGAGGCUUUAACUUUAACUCUUUACUUCACCCAAGGACACUUGUGACAGUCACACAGGUUUGGAAACCACAACCACACACAGCCUAGAGAAUGUGUUCGAUCAGUCAGGGAUUAUGAACAACACCAAUCUCACUGAGUGACUUGAUAAGUAUUUCAGAUCCCUGGGAUCUAAAUUCACUUAGCUUUGAUGUGGUAAAGACAACAAGCCAACCGUUACUGUAUUAUCGAGUCUAACAGAAAAAAAACAUUAACAUGGUUGGGUUAUAAAUCUGUAAUAGAAACAGACCAGCUCUGCUCUGGCGAUUACUAAAUUAUCUCUUAAGACCAUUCCACAUGACUGAAAGGGCUCUCUAAGUGAGGAAUGUGAGAGGUUGUAGCUCAGUGUAUAAAUGGACAUGGUGUUGAAAUACAUUCAUGUUUAUUCUUCUCGCGACACAGUCAGGGUUGAAAUACCUCCCAUACCUGUUGGCACCAGGACUGUGUUUACUGUAGUAGAUUUAUCUCAUAGCUUGGGGCCACCAUGCCCAUCGUGGAGUGGUCUUUUCUCUGGGAAAACGUUAGUUAUUGCAUGCCUGGUGUCAGAUAAAAGAUAGAUGGGUAUUAGUGGGCCCACUACAUCAAUAAACUGUGUGUGUGUGUGUGUGUGUGUGUAUGUGUAUGUGUAUGUGUAUGUGUAUGUGUAUGUGUAUGUGUAUGUGUAUGUGUAUGUGUGUAUGUGUGUGUGUGUGUGUGUGUGUGUGUGUGUGUCAGAGGGAGAUAUACACUCCCCCUAUGAUAUAUGCUGUUGUGUGGAUCAGUGUGGGAGUUGACAUUUAUGGCCCUGGCUCAGACCCUGCUUGCUGUGGCCUGGGGGGCCAUUCUCAGGGCAGAACAAAGCCUUAGGGGCCUGCAGGAUCUGCAAAACGGCUGUAAAAAAUCAGGUGACCACAAACAGCUCAAGAAUGUCCACUCAAAUACAAACUGGCAUCAUAAUUUAUGGGGAGAGCAAAGCCUUGCAAGAUUAACCCAACGGGAAUGAUUAACCCAAUGGGAAUGACGGGAAAAUGAACCAGCUUCACUUUGGUGUGUCUUUACGCAAUGGCAGUAAAGGUUAGGCAGAUUGUGUAUUAUUCUGAGGAAAUUAGUUUUUAACUUUUCUCAAGCAAAGUGAGUAAGGCACAACAAGUUUGAGUGAUGUUAGUUUUUGUGAUUGAGUGAUAUUAGUUUUUGUGAUAUCUAAGAAGAAACAUUUGGCCUUGAAGCCACACACAGGGUGAUUAUUGCCCAUUAUUAUGUGGCAACUGAAGCAUAUCUUAUGUUUGUGAGGGAUUUGGUGUUGUUGAAUGAGCCAGGGCUAAUACACAUUUCCUUUUGACCAGGGUUUAUUGUGAGUGGCGGUUAGUGCAAGCAUGGGUGACUCCAUACAGAGGGGGAGGUUUGUGUGGACACCUUUUAUCUUCAACCAUGGAGAUCCUUGAUAACCUUACCCAAACCAUGUGGAAAAUGAACACUUCAAUGCAUUUCCAUGGAGUAAAAUUCCAUAUUUUCUCCUAAAUUGCUUACAGAAAACUUUUGCAAGUUUUUAAUUUAUUCUAGGUCAGAAAAACAAUAUUUUUAACAAAGUAUAACCUUAGGACACUCCUAGGUUACAAAGAGCAGUUAAGCUGAACAAUUGAGCUUGCCAUAUCUAAUCAUGCUUUCAUUAUAUCGGCUAUGAAAUUGCCCAUUGAAGAGUUCUGCUCUCUCUCUUCACCAUUUCCUCCUAUUGGCACUAUUUAUCAUCAUUUAUUAAGUGGCUUUUUAUUUUUGUCUCUUGGUGUUUUUCCCUCUUUUCUGCUCAGUUUCCCUGCUUGACCCUCCCCCACUAAGAGCGGUGUCCAUAACCCCUCCUUUGGCAGGAUUUAGCUUGCCCAGAUUCCAUGUCAAAGUUCAUGUCCCAGAUGUCACAGCCUGCCCCCUCUCCCAGCCCCUCUCCUGCAUAAUACGGCGGGCUCAUUGUGCUGUGGACCUGGGCAGGGGUGGGACUGUGGGACCCUGACUGCUCCUUUUCAGAGAUGGACACUGAGGCCGAACAAAAGCCCCUGGGUCUGUCCAAAGCCAGCCUGACUGUGGACACCACAGUGGACAUGGGACAGGAGGAAGCUAUGCACUAAUUUAUUGUCUUUUACUAGAGAAAGUAAAGAUAUAGGAACCUCAAAAAUAUGUGCAGUUAUUUUUAUUUUUUUAUUUUAUAUUUUAUUUUUAGUCAUUUUAGCAGACGCUCUUAUCCAGAGCGACUUACAUGAGCAAUUAGGGUUAAGUGCCUUGCUCAAGGGCACAUCGACAGAUUUUUCACCUAGUCGGCUCGGGGAUUAGAACCAGCAACCUUUCGGUUACUGGCACAACGGUCUUAACCACUAAGCUACCUGCCGCCCCUGCCGCUUCCUGUUGUUGUUUUCAACAAACAACAACUCAUUAGCAUAACUACAUGUUUUCUGUAAUAAAUGACUUCAGUAGCCUAGUCAUUGACCCAUCUAUAAUGUAGAAAUAUAAAUAGAGAAGCUUCGUAUUUUUAUGCAGGCAUAUUAUCAGUAAUAUUUCCGUUUAUCUACUCUUUAGAGGAUACUACAUAGCUUCAAAUACACUUUUAAGUCGUUUUUCUCCCCUCCUGCAAGUCACUUAUCUUUCCCCAUUAAGGCUUAGGGCACAGAGAAAGGGGAAGGAUUCUGAGGGAGAAAAAAAAAAGAGGCUCAACUCGUAUUCCACACCCAUGACCUCAGAUUCCUUCUGAGUUUUAUCUAGGCCUGACCUGCUGGCUCCAUUGAGACUCCUCAGGGCUAGGGGUCUUAGUGGCUCAAACCCUCAAACCUCUCCUCCUCCCCAUCCCCCUGCCUCCCAUGGCCCUGACUCCACCCCCUGGAACCUCCCGUAGCCUCAAGGCCCUCAGAUCGAUCCUAGAAAAAACACAGUUGUUUUAGCUCUUGGAGCAUAGUAAACAUGAUGAGACGGUUGUUCAACAAAGUGGUUGGAUUUUUCACAAUGACUGUAAUUGCUUUUUUGAUAUGUUCAACUCUUUUGAAGAUAUAGAACCUGCUCACCAUUACAAUAUAUAUUUUCACAUACAUGCAGUGAAUAUGUCCCUCUAGCAGUUUGUCAGAUUAUCAACAUGGGUUACCCUGGGGUUUAGAUAAUCUAAUUUAAGGUUUCCAAACUCAGUCCUGGGGCCCCUCCUGGGUGCACAUUUUGUUUUUUUGCCGUAGCACUACACAGCUGAUUCAAAUAAUCAAAGCUUGAUGAUGAUUUGGAAUCAGCUGUGUAGUGCUAGGGCAAAAAUCAAAACAUGGGGCAGGACUUUUAUUAAUCUCUGUUGAGACAUGACCACAGAAGCUGUUAGUAACAUAGAACUCAUAAAUGACUGCUUCUGUGACUGGAACUGAGGAUACGUAAAAAUGUAUGCACACAUGACUAAGUCGCUUUGGAUGAAAGUGUCUGCUAAAUGGCAUAUUAUUAUUUAUUUAUUAUUUAUUAUAGACCUGACCUCAGUUUGAAUCCACACUCCUGUGCUCCUCUCAACAUCUGUGUCCUGGAGCACAACCCAGUGGUCAUGUUCUACACUGCAUUACUGUUCCAUGGUGAAAGGGAAAGGGGGAUACCUAGUCAGUUGUACAACUGAAUGCAUUGAACUGAAAUGUGUCUUCCGCAUUUAACCCAACCCCUCUGAAUCAGAGGUGCGGGGGGUUGCCUUAAUCGACAUCCACAUCUUCGGUGUCCGGGGAACAGUGGGUUAACUGCCUUGCUCAGGGGCAGAACGACAGAUUUUUACCUUGUCAGCUCGGGGAUUCGAUGCAGCAACCUUUCGGUUACUGGUGCUCACUAUUCCACUGACUAUAGUUUUGUUAUUAGUACCUUUACUCUGUACAUCUUCUUGUGAAGUACUGCAGUCUAACUAUAUAAUUCUGUAAAGCAUAGAUUACUUUCUAUAUACCCACCCUCUUCAAAAUCUGUUCCAGUUGGAUAAUGAUGUCUCAUCCCACAGCCUCUUACGUAGGCCUAUGAUGUGCUGUAAGAUCUCAUGUAAGGCUGUGCAGCAGUUCAGUUUCCUCUAGACUAGUGGAUACUGUAUUUCAGUGCUGUUUCAACAACUGACGACUGAAAUGCAAAUCAAUAUGUCCCACAGUGUUUUUCAAAAUAAACGUAUUAAAUUAACACUCACAGAUUGAAGAUCAUUUGCUCAGAUUCCUCUGCAUACUCUGUGUGUAAUGAUGGGUGACAUACUUUGAAAUAUUGAAGAGCCUUGGAAUUCCUAGGAGGCAGUAAGUCAUUAGUUUGAUAGAUCCUCAGCUAUUUCAGCCAGGUCUUCAAGGUUGCAGCAGGAGCUUCCUGUAAUUGCCUGUGUAAUGAUAUUUUAAUACACUGCAGCCGGUUCACCCAAUACAGUCAUACUCUAGCUCAGACAAUUUUUCUGGAAUGAGUUAUACUAUUGUUACGAACAAGACUGGGUAAUAACACAUUAAGAUGAUUAAAGUAUUACCUUUCCAACCCCAUCCUCCUCUUCUGAAUAUGUCAUGCACAGUAACCUGGUUAUUCCAGGAUGACAAGAGAUCAUAGUCUAGGAGAAAAAUGAGGCAAUCAAAGCAGAUAUGAAGUGAAACAUUUGGAUAGUGUUUGGCCUGAACUCUUUAUCAGUGGCCUUUUGGGUACAGAGAAGACAUUUGACUUAGCAGCGUUUGUUCUACCUGGGGUCUGUAAGGCCACUGAAUCUGGCCAUGUGACUGACCGCUCUGUCUUUCCUAGGGGGGGGCAUUGUCUAGUGGUUUAACCCCCCUGUCCUGGAGCUGAAUAGGACUGACCACUGGCCAGCAGCCCUGGGUGGGGGAAGGGCUCCCCUAUUCUCCCUGAAAAGGCCCAGUGACAGAGUGAUGGAUAGAGGAGCGCCUCUAUUGUGUGCCCCGCUCCCAGCACUCUCUCCCCCACACAGCCAAACGCCAACCCUCACUGACCUCUCAGCCAUGCUCUUUCUGUUCCAGCACCCUCACAGCCUACUGGUUGGAGAAAUCACACAGCCUCUGGUUCAGUGUAAUGCCCCCUAGUGGACAGACACACUCACUUCCACUUUAGAUCACAUUGCAAAAAAGGAUACUAUACCCAUUGGCCUACAGUGAAAGAUAUGUAAAUGUUGUUAUUUUUUUAGACCCAAGGAAGAAGUACCAUGUGAAGCUCCUGGCGUUCAGUUUCAUAGGAGAUGGCUACCAGGCAGACCAGACUAUCAGCACCCCUGGAUGUGUCUGUAAGUUCUUCACAUAAUGCAAGAAACCAUUGUCUAUAAUGAUAGAUGAAAGCUAUGAUAAUGAUAGUUAUGAUAGAUGAUAGUUCUGAUAGAUGAUAGUUCUGAUAGAUGAUAGUUAUCAAUCCUUCGAUGCAUGAGUACCUCUAACAUUGUUUUUUGUUUUUUCUGUGUGUAUCAGCGGUUCGUGAUCGUAUGGUGCCCCCUCCGCCACCCCCUCACCACGUGUAUGCCAAGGCCAACAGCUCGUCUGCCGUGUUCCUCCACUGGGGGCGUCCAGCCUUCACCUCCAGCCAGACCGUCAACUACACCAUCCGCUGUAACCCUGUGGGCCUUCAGAACGCCUCCCUGGUGCUCUACCUGCAGACGUGAGGGUCCUAUAUAAUACUUUCCUCUUCAUACCCCAUAGCACAUAGUCAUAUAACUGGAUAGAGGGUGCUUAGUAUGGCCAUAUGACUCAGGGUAGCACUUAGUACGGGUUUAAGCAUUUGCAGGUCAAUGGCCAAAGUAUUGGAUCUGAUUAAUAAUCUCCAUAUACAGUAUAUGUUCUAAAUACAUUUUUAUCAUUGUGGUUCUCCUCUACAGUACUGAGAAGAACAUCCUGGUCCCGGACUUAGAGCCCAACACCAGGUAUGAGUUUGCUGUCCGCCUGCACCUUGACCAGCUGUCCAGCCCCUGGAGCCCUGUGGUCUACCAGAGCACUCUGCCUGAAGGUGAGCACCAACAUGGCUUCAUACAGCAGCACAUGCUGUAUAGAUGAGUAGAAUAUACUCUCAACCUUUUUGGGCUCCGAUGGUAUUUCCUAGCCUACUGAAAUAGAAUACUUACUGAAAUUAUUGUGCCUGUCUUAAGACUGCUUAUUUGCCCAGGACUCUCGCAUUCUGCAAACAAAUCACAACUAGAGUGCAACCACUUGACAGAGCCUUGACAAUGAGCUCUCAUUUUCCCUCUAAUGGGGAUUUGCUCUUGAAAGGAUUAGAAAAAUACACACAGGAGCAAAUUCAUUGAACUGCACAGUACUCUAUAUGCUCAGUCUCUCACUGCAUUAUUACACAUAUCUACAACAUCUCUAGGGAAAGGGAUCAUAAUCAAGGGCCACAGCUUGUGAGAUGUAGUUAUCCUUUUUAGUGACAUCAAAGAAGCUACUCUGAUUGAAAUGUUGCUUUGGUCUAGGCCCUGGUUCAGACUUUAAUUUUCAGUAUUCCUCAAAACUCAUUACCAGUUACGAAGAGCAAAUAUUUUUUUAUGACAGUUGUACAUCUUUGUCAGCGAUUUAGCCUCAGGGGUAAAACUGUCGUUUUUUCUUUCCCCAGCACCUACUCUGCCACCGUCAAGUGUGAAAGUGACUCUGAUCGAGGACGACACAGCGCUGGUGUCAUGGAAACUUCCAGAUGAGCCCAACUUGGCGGUGACACGUUAUACCAUCCUCUACGCUUCCAGGAAGGCCUGGGUAGCUGGAGAGUGGAAGGUGCUGCAGAGAGAAGGUGAGCUGAAGAGAGAGUAAGAGAGAGAGAGAGAGAGAGAGAGAGAGAGAGAGAGAGAGAGAGAGAGAGAGAGAGAGAGAGAGAGAGAGGAGCCGCAGGCUAAACUGGGCUGAAGAGACAGAGAGCCCUGCCCCAGCUCCACACCAUACAGGCCAUUGGAAAUCAAUUCAUUUCCUCCUCCGAUCCAUUUCUGUAUUUGUCACUAAUCAUUGUGAUCUCUGGUUGUUCCUAGAUAACCCCCUCCUGUUGUCUUACCAAUCAAAGGAUGGAUUCUAUACUGGGAGCUUUGAUUUAACACUGGGGGGGAGAGUAUGAUCUGUCUUUGUGGCUUUAGGUCCAAUAUUCUCAUUCUCCUCUUCUAAGUGAGUGAAGUGAAGGACUUCAAUCACUCAAUAUUGUAAUCAUUAAACCUGAAACACACUGGUCAAGAGCGCUGUAGUUACUAUGGACUACUGCCAUACAGUUAAUGUGGCCAUAGCAACACACAUACAUGUUUUCUGUACCCAAAGACCUCACGUGUGGCAGUAAGUAAUACUGUUCAGCUCCUGGGUAAAGAACACAGAUUCUGGGUAGCAUAGGCAUAAUUGAGAGCAGAUGACUCCAGGAAAUGUGAGGCAUCUGAUCUUUCCUUCUAAGCCACAGGUGAGGGGGUCAAAGGUGAGGCUGUUCACAAAGCCAUCCUACCCUGCCCCAGCCCCCCACCACUGUAAAUCAACCCUGUCACCCCAACCGUUACUGCUGGGACCUCAGUGGAGCUGGGUGGUACUGGGGGGGGGGGUUAGAUCCCCCUGAUCCCUGACCCUCCGUCCUUUGCCUGACAAUCUGGUCACAAAUAGCCCUUCAUAUGCCUCAGGUUUUUUAUGUGUGUUUUUUUUCCACUGAGUUGUAAAACCCCUGUUCUUCAUGGGUCAGUUGAAAAAUGGGAGAGAGGAGCAAAAAAAGUCAGGCCUGACAUAUUUCCUCCAGUUCCACAGUUCAUUUAUUUAGAGAUUAAUUUGAACAGCUAUGUUUAGGAACACAUGGAGAAUGACAACACCGCAGCGUGUUGAAACAAUAUUCCCAUUUACAUUUCCUUUUAUUGCUGAGGCUCAAAUGGGUUGACAUAGGUCACUAAUCACUUAUUUCUCUGUGAUAGGGAGCAUCACCAUGGCUCUCCUAGAGAACCUACAGCCGGGGAACAUCUACCUGGUCAAGGUGUCUGCGUCCAACGAUAUGGGAGACGGGCCGUUUUCACACACCGUGGAACUGGCCGUGCAGAACGAUGGCUCCACCUCCGGUCACAACCCCAGGCGCUCCCAUGGCUCAGCUACAGGUUAGUGACUAAUGUUGUGUGUACUUGGUCUUUCUUUCAUUGACUUUCAUGACAGGAUUCCUCUUGUUGUCAUCACUUGACCUACUAGAUGUACUUCAAAUGCAAUAGCUUUGCCUGCAGCCUUGGUCUCCUGCUAAAUUAUUUACACUGUAAUACAUCUCUGUGAAUGUCAGGGGAGGUGAUUGUCAGCUUUAUUGAUUUUGAUACACAGUGUGGAGAUGUAGUACCCACACAGAGCCUAUAUAGAAGUGUAUGACUUGUCUCCAGUGGCUGUCUCAUCACUUGUGACAACUGUCUUGCAGUGUUCUCUGGUGGCUUCUACCACCUGGACCAGAAGUCGAUGACAGGGAUCAUCGUGGGGGUUUGCAUUGCACUGAUCUGCAUCAUCAUCUGUGCCUUCAUCAUUGUCUGCAGAGGCAAAAACAGGUAACAGAUUCAGUGUGCUUUUUGUUUUUUGUAAUAGUUGUUGUAACUUGAUAUGAGAUUACUUUUCUGACAGCCCAGUUGGUUUGGAUAGAAUAUUUCUAUAUUAAUAUUGUAUGAUUGUUUGACAGGAAAUCGUCAGCUACUAAAGCCAUCAGGCAGGGGGCUGGUCAGGUCCCCUCUGCUGCAGUCCACCUGGGUUCUGAGGGCCAGGCUGAGAAUGCUGAUGUCACGGAGCCAAUGAUGAGGGCAGACCACUUCAUUGAUGCCAAGGUAAGGGGAUAUGGCUCAGUUACGCCCUUCCUUUCCUCUAACAUUUCCUAUUGCAUUAUGUCUCCAAAGCACAUGGAAAAUAACCAAUGUAGACAGAUUCAGAGCAUUGCGAAUUUCAUUUAAUUUCCAGGGUGGAACAAAUCUGAUCAUCAAUAGCCUCGGACCAGUUUACCCAAUCACUGAGAAGAAAAAUAAGUGGUUUCCCUUCAGUAAUCAGAAAAAACUGAAUGUUAAGAAAAGCCAGGUAAGAAAGAUAACAAACAAAAGUGUUCAAGUAAUAUAACAUUACUUCAAUAGAACAUAAUAGAGGUGAGACCAGCAGAUAUUCCUCCCUUUAUCCAUAUUAAUAACCUUCUUUGUUCACCCUUUCCUACUUACUCAGACCCAGAGGAAGAGCCAUGGAAUCUGCUCGUACCAGCCAGGAGUAACAGUGCUGUGCUACGAGGAUGAGUCUCUGUCGUCACCCAACCAGCCCACCUCCCUGCAGGUCCUGUUUGGCCCACCUGUUGACACAGAGGGCUCCUCCAACAGCGAGGGCAGCCACGAGACAGGCGACUCGGGCCGUUACUCUCACGACGAGACAGAAAUGACCAACCUGUCCUCUGGUCCCAGCAGCAACCCUGCGUCUCUGAGAGAGGAGGAGAGCGGGGGGUCAGGCUGCAGCCCUGCCCAGGAGAGUGAGGGGGAGCUGGGGGAGCAGUCUCACCUCGACCUGGAGAUUGGAGACUCCAUGGAGAAACCGUGCCACCAUCACCACUAUCAGGCCCCAGACAAUUCCCAGCCUGCACAUUCUCUCUAG
This is a messenger RNA of Coregonus sp. 'balchen', 29946 nucleotides long. The record is from the annotation of a GenBank genome assembly. NCBI's taxonomy places the organism in Eukaryota, Metazoa, Chordata, Actinopteri, Salmoniformes, Salmonidae.